GCGGCGUGAGCAUCCAGCAAUGGGGCGCCCGCGACAGCAGCCGGAACGCCAACACCAACACCAACACGUCGUACUACGCCGCCACCGACUCGUCCGCCUACACACGCGCCUCGUCCGACCAGGCCUCGGUCUACUCAAACGACUCGCGCACCCGCGGCAACAGCAUCUACUACCCCAAGACCAACUCCAACUCGCAGACGACCUUCUCCUCCAUCGGGCUCGACUCUGGCAGUCUGCUGCCCAUGGCCGCCUCCACCCCGCGCGACUCGCACCGCCACAAUCUGCUGCAUUCAGGCCAGUCUUCCCCCUUCGGCUCCAGCGCAAACCUCGGGCAGAAAGGGUUCGACAUCGAGCGACCGGCCGACCAUGUGGUCGAGAAGGAGUUCAUGAACCUCAUGGUGAAGCGUGGGUGGAAGAGCCUGCCCGAGCAGGCGCGGCGGCAGAUGGAAGCAUACAAGAUCGACAAGAAGUGGACGCUCGUCUACCAGGACAAGCUCGCCGAGCACAAGCACGAGGAGAAGAAGCGUCAGACCCAGCGCAACACGUAUGGCGGCGGCGCAAACCCAGACAUCCUGAUCCGCGCAGAAGAGGAGGGCUCGCCGGAAUGGUACGUCAAGAAGGUCAUGGACAACUCCAUCACCAACAAGCAGAUGUCGAGUCUCGAGAUCAGUCUGCGCACUCAGCCCAUUGCCUGGGUCCGUGGUUUCAUCGAGGCGCAGGGUCAGAUCGCGCUCACGAACGUCUUGACGAAGAUCAACCGCAGAAAAGGAACAGGCCCAGCGCUUCCACCGAGUGCCUUCAACCAAAAGGCCGAGAACGACGUCGAGCGCGAGUACGAGAUCGUCAAGUGUCUGAAGGCGCUGAUGAACAACAAGUAUGGUGCAGAUAACGCUCUGAACCAUCCAUCCAUCAUCCAGGCCCUGGCAGGCUCUUUGAUCUCCUCUCGAUUGAACACAAGGAAACUCGUCUCAGACGUCCUGACCUUUUUGUGCCAUUGGGGUGAAGGCGGCGGGCACGAGAAAGUGCUGAACGCACUUGAUAACCUCAAGUCGCAGUACGGCGAAAACAGCCGCUUCGAUGCAUGGAUGCGCGUUGUCGAGGUUACCGUUGACGGGCGCGGCAAGAUGGGAUCCAUGGUCGGCGCCUCCGACGAGGUCCGCAGUGGUGGAAUCGGUGUCGAGAACCUGCUGAUGGAAUACGCCAUUGCAACACUGUUCUUCAUCAACAUGAUUGUCGACGCACCCAAGCGCGACCUGCAGCUCAGGAUACACAUCCGCGCCCAGUUUACAGGAUGCGGCCUCAAGCGCAUCUUCAAGAAGAUGGAGGGCUUCCAGUACGAUGUCAUCGACAAGCAGAUCGAGCAGUACAUGGCCAACGAAGCCGUCGACUACGAAGACUUCCUCGAGCGCGAGAACAGCUCGAUGGUGGACAGUGUCGAUGGCGGCGAGACCAAGGAUCUGAACGACCCCUCUCAGAUCGCAGAGGCGAUCAUGACCAAGGUCGGCGGUACUCGUGCGCAAGACUACUUCUUGUCCGCCAUGCAGCAUCUGCUGCUCAUCCGGGACACCGAGAGCGAAGACCGCAACAGGAUGUUCCAGCUUGUGGAUUCGAUGCUGAGCUACGUGGCUAUGGACCGCCGACUGCCAGACAUGGAUCUGAAGCAGAGCCUGAACUUCACUGUUCAGUCUUUGCUCGACAAGCUGUACACCGAUGGAGAGGCUCGUCAGAUCCGGGAUGAAGCCAACGCGGCACGACAGAUUGCAGACUCGGCCAUUGCUGAGCGUGAUGAAGUCAAGGCAGAACUCGAGCUCGGUGCAGAUGGCCUCGUGCAGAAGCUGCAGAAGCAGGUCGCAGAGCAACAGCGUAUCAUUGAUCUGCGUGGCAGGCAGGUCGAGCAGAUGAAGGCCGAGCUUGCGGAGAUGCAGAGGAUACGAGCACAAGAACUGCAGCGCAACGAAUUGGAAACCCGCGAGCUGUACCUCAUGCUUAGAGAUGCUCAAGAUGUUGCUGCCUCCGCUUCGAAGAAGUCUGGCAAAGACGGGCUGGGCGCUUCAGAUCCCGCGCAGAUGCAGGGCAUCAUGGAUCGCGAACGCUUAAUGAACAGACUUGAAAUCCAGCUUCAGCGAGCUAAGACUCAGGCUACUCUCGAGGGCAAGACUCUUCAGAUGGUGCAGCCCAGUGAGAAGCUGAGGGAGCUCAGAGAAAAGAUGGAAGGUACUGCGGGCGAAAUGCCGGAAGGCUACGGUGACGGUCUGCAGCCCAACUCCUUCGGCUCUGUACGAGCGAAGAGUGGUGUACCUCGCAGGAAGCCUGUACCUGGUGGAGCUGGUGGCGACGACGAGAUCAUGUACGAUGUCAACGAGGAUGACGAGGAUGUGAUCAUCGAGAAGCCGCGUCUCGUCCAGAUGCACAAGCCAAAGCUCAGCGCAUCCACCGCCAACGCUCUCGUGGGAGAGAUCGCAUCGACUGUGCCAAAGUACGAGGACGACGAAGCACAAGCGAAUGGUGCUCCUGCUGGAGCGAUUCCACCACCACCACCACCGCCUCCUGGUGCCCUCGGGUUCCCUGCUGGUCCCGCUGGGAUACCUCCCCCACCUCCCCCACCCCCAGGUGCCCUUGGAUUCCCCGCUAAUAUACCUCCGCCGCCGCCUAUGCCUGGCACUAAUGCUAAUAUCCCUCCACCUCCACCACCACCUCCUCCGGGCAAGCUUGGCUUUGGCGCGCCCGGUAUCCCACCACCUCCGCCAAUGCCUGGCGCUCCUCCGAUGCCAGGCGAUGGCAGCAUGCCGCCUCCGCCUCCACCACCGCCGCCUAUGCCGGGUAUGAAGCGGCCUGGUUUCCUGCCCAAGGCUUCUUUCAACGGUCCGGGAUCUAUGGCUCUGUCCGGACCUCGACCGAAGAAGAAGAUGAAGGCUCUCCAUUGGGACAAGGUUGAUUCGCCAAACUCGACCGUGUGGGCCACUCAUGGCCUCACUGCGGAAGAGAAGGAGGAAAAGUACCAAGAGCUUUCGAAGAAGGGUGUACUCGAUGAAGUCGAGAAGCUCUUCUUGGCCAAGGAGAUCAAGGCGAUUGGCAAGAAGGGCGCAAAGAAGGAAGAGAAGAAGCAGGUCAUCUCGCGCGACCUGAUGCACAACUUCCAAAUCAGUAUGGCGAAGUUCUCGUCAUACUCGGUGGAAGAGUUGGUUCAGAUGAUCAUCCACUGUGAUAAGAGAAUUUUGGAUGAUGGUGUCGUCAUGGAGUUCUUGCAGAAGAACGACUUCUGCGAUGUCCCCGACAACACGGCGAAGCUCAUAGCACCAUACUCGAAGGACUGGACCGGACCCAACCCCGCUGAGAGCAAGCGCGAGCAAGAUCCCAACGAGCUUACACGAGAGGACCAAAUCUACCUGUACACGGCGUACGAGCUGCACUUCUACUGGAAGAGUAGGAUGAGGGCGCUCGCUCUGACGCGCACGUACGAAAACGAGUACGAUGAGAUUUCGAACAAGCUUCUUGAGAUCUCGCGUGUUGCAGACAGCUUGAGGAGCUCGUCCAGUUUGAUCAGUGUCCUGGGUCUCAUUCUGGAUAUCGGUAACUUCAUGAACGAUGCCAACAAGCAGGCCAAUGGUUUCAAGCUCUCCACACUUUCUCGUCUGGGCAUGCUGAAGGAUGACAAGAACGAGUCCACCUUCGCCGAUGUGGUUGAGCGUAUUGUGCGCAACCAGUACCCCGGCUGGGAAGGCUUCACUGACGAGAUCGGCGGCGUCAUCACGGCGCAGAAGAUCAACGUCGAGCAGCUGCAGACCGAUGCGAAGAAGUACAUCGACAACAUCAAGAACAUCCAGAUGUCGCUUGACGCAGGUAACCUGUCUGACCCAAGCAAGUUCCAUCCCGAAGACAAGGUGUCCAUCGUGGUGCAGAGAAGCAUGAAGGAAGCCAGGAGAAAGGCCGAGCAGCUGCAGGUGUUCCUCGAGGACAUGCAGAAGAGCUAUGAUGAUAUCAUGUCGUUCUACGGUGAAGAUCCCACCGACGACUCCUCGCGCCGCGACUUCUUCGCCAAGCUGGCCAACUUCGUCCAGGAGUGGAAGAAAUCAAAGGAGAAGAACACCGCCCUCGAAGAACAGCAUCGCCGCAACGAGAUCUCCAUGCGCCGCAAGCAGCAACAAGCCGGCCCACUAUCACCCUCUGCUACCUCCGACGACGGCGCCCCCAAGUCACCCGCCAGCACCGGCGCCAUGGACGACCUCCUCCAGAAGCUGCGCGCCGCGAAACCCGAAGCGCGAGACCAGCGUGACCGCCGCCGACGUGCCCGUCUCAAGGACCGCCACCAAGUGCGCGUCGCGUCUGGCCAGCAGAUCCCCGAGAUCGGCGUCAACAUUGAGGACGACGCAGCUGCUGGAGACGAGGACGGUGAAGGGAGUGCAGAGAAGACGAAGUUGCUUAGCCCCACCAGCGAGACGAACGAGAACGAGCCAGGUAUUGGUGCGCUGACCAGCCCCACGACGCCGGGCGCCGAUGUUGCGGACCGUGCGGCUGCGAUGCUGGAAGGAUUGCAGCGCCCGGAUAGCAUGAAUAAAGACGGCAGUCUCUCUGUACGUCGACGCCGCGAGUCAGCGGACACUGAGCGCGAGAGGAGGAGACGCAGAAGACAGCAGGCGACCAGCAAGGCUAGCGACGACGGCGGGCUGAUGAGUCCGAGUAUCCCCGAAGAGAGGGAGUUGGAUGGCGCGAGUGAUGCGGGCGGUAGCAUCGCCGGCGAUAGACCAGGGACGAGAGAUGGGAAUGUUGACGAGAGACCGGUUACGAGGGGUAGUGAUGAGAUGCCUACCACGCCGACGACGGUUGUCGUGCCGCCGAGUCCGGAGCAGAAGGGGAGGGAGUUGCCUACGCCGCCGCCUGAUGAGGUUUGAAAGUUUUUGAACUUCAGCAUGAGGUGGCUUUUUUGAGGGUUUGGGAUUGUGGAUGCUUGGGAGGGCAGGGAGGUGUCUGAUUUCGCAAAUACCCGUUCCGUUGUUGUGGGACAUUUUCCAUGUAUACCUUUAACUUGAACGUUUGGGCUAGACUAUCUCAGCAUUGUUGGUUCUGUAGUUGCGGAGUUGAGCGGGCUGCAUGCAUGCAUUGUAGCGCGCAUAUGUUGGAAGACGGCUAGGAUAUUUGCAUUGCAUACACUAC
This is a messenger RNA of Macroventuria anomochaeta, 5151 nucleotides long. RefSeq lists its product as uncharacterized. NCBI's taxonomy places the organism in Eukaryota, Fungi, Ascomycota, Dothideomycetes, Pleosporales, Didymellaceae. Gene Ontology annotation, molecular function: small GTPase binding; actin binding. The record is from RefSeq and is a predicted model, not a curated record. Gene Ontology annotation, cellular component: mating projection tip; cell division site. The transcript has 2 exons. Bases 243 to 4889 code for a protein of 1548 amino acids. Gene Ontology annotation, biological process: barbed-end actin filament capping; actin filament bundle assembly; mitotic actomyosin contractile ring assembly.